AUGAAUAUAUUUCACAAACUUAAUAUUGAAGACAGGCGUAACAACAGCAAUAAACUGAGAGCUGCAGAUUUUCUUCAGAUAACCAAACAUUCAUUACAAUCCCAUGAAUCUUGUGCUGAAGAAGAGCUGAUCCACACUUUCACAAGAAAAUUACUGAUGAUGAACUACAGAGCCAGAUACAUUACAACUAAAAAGAUCAAUGAACAGAAUGACACAAAACGAAGAUAUAAUAACUCAUCUGAAGAAGAGAGUGAUAUUUACAUUGAACUUUCUUUGUCAAAGAAAGGAAAAAGUCAACCAGAACGAAUCGAUCCGAUGGAUGUUCAGAUGGCCGUGUUUCAUUGUGCUGAUGGUUUCCUGAAACAGCUGAUGUUUACUAAACUGUCCCAGUGUCAGUACGCUCUGCCUCUGCUUGUUCCUGAUCCAUUCACACAGCAGAUUGAGUUUCCUCUCUGGACAUUCAGACAAAUCAGCAAGAGCUGGAAGAUGAGAAACAUCAGUCAAACCCAGCCAAUCUACAAGGCAGAAACUCCAAUGGUGUUUUUCUUCAGGUUUGCUUCUGUGUCUUCAUCCAAAUCUCAGCUGAUGAACAGUCUGAUCAAUGAGAAACACAACACAUUCUUCCACAGGCACUGCCAAGGCAGCAGCAGAACCAGAGUCCUGAUGGAUGGAGUGGUGGAGAUUGUGUGGUUCUGCCCCUCUGGAAAAAAUGAGGAAAAAUUCACUGACUGUGUUGCCUUCUGUAAUCUACAUGGUAAUGCAGGAGACCAUGAGAAACAGCUCCAUACACUCACUGAAAUGGCCUCAGUCAAUGUUGUUCUUCUACCACAACUGGACUGGAAUGACAGGAGGAUAGAAUUAGAAAAUCUAUAUAAGGACUCAAAGCCACUUAUUUGCCUUUUUACUGAGGAUGAAUCUACUGUCAUUGAGACACAGAAAGGAAAAUACAAAAUUGGUUUGAAAGACAGAAAUCAGUCAGAUGUGUCUGAAGAACCCAGAAGAGCUAUAAACAAUUGUCUCUCAGAAUCAUCUUCCACUUUCAGACUUGAAGAUAUUUGCAAACACUCAGAAAUCAGAGUAGAUGAGGAAGAUGAUGAUGACUGCAGUAGAGGAAUAGAAGCAGCGCGGAGGAUGAUGAGUUUACUGGAGAAUAAAGAUUUGACAGAUAUCAAAGUAAAAUUUCUGCCCUGUCAGGGGAAACUGUGGCAUCAGUGGUGUCAGAAGAACAAAGAACUACAUCGACCUCAAGGAGAUGAUCUAGAAAUGGAAAGAAGUAAAAAAAUAACUGAGAUGAAAAAUAUCCGUCAACAGCAGCAUGAAUCUGAUAUGAGUGAGUUUAUGAAGCUCUUCAUUAAAGAAAUGAACUCACAUUGUAUAAUUAAUGUGUUUUUCCUUUACUGGCUCAAAAUCUUAUUGGAUCAAUAUAUUUCAGCAGAUCGUUCUGCUUUACUUUACAAAUACAACGAAACAUGGUCAGAUUUAGAGAACGAGGAAAAAUCUGAACAACUCACAGUGACACAAACCAAACUUGAGAGAAUAUCUGAGGAUCUUCAAGCUGCAACCUUUGGUUUGGAGCACAUCAUGAGGGAGAUCGGUCAGGUCUAUGAAUCAUGUGAAUCUGUGAAGAAGGACAAGAAAGGCAAACUGUUUCAAUUCUGUUCCCUCCCAAGUCUUGCAGCAGAGAUGAUGAUCUCUGGAUUUCCACUGGAGCUGAUGGAUGGAGAUGCUGCUCAUGUUCCUGUGAUCUGGAUCUCUGCUGUUCUAGAUCAACUCAUCCAGAAACUAGGAGACAAGAGAGUCUUUGUUCUGUCAGUUUUAGGGAUUCAGAGUUCUGGGAAAUCUACAAUGCUGAAUGCCAUGUUUGGACUGCAGUUUGCUGUCAGUGCUGGCAGGUGCACCAGAGGAGCUUUCAUGCAGCUGCUCACAAUCUCAGAUGAAAUGAAAACACAUUUGAACUUUGACUAUAUUCUGGUUGUUGAUACUGAGGGACUUCGUGCUCUAGAACUGGCUGGAAGAUCAAGAAAUCAUGACAAUAAACUGGCCACAUUUGUUGUUGGUCUUGCAAAUUUGACAGUAAUCAACAUCUUAGGAGAAAACCCUGGUGAGAUGCCGGACAUUCUUCAGAUUGUUGUUCAGGCCUUCAUGAAGAUGAAGAAGGUCAGACUGAAUCCCAGUUGUGUGUUUGUGCAUCAGAACGUUUCAGACAUCACAGCUGGAGAAAAAAACAUGGAGGGAAGGAAGCGAUUGCAGAAGACACUGGAUGAGUUGACAAAACUCGCCGCUGAAGAGGAAGUUUAUGAUGCAGAAUGUUUCAGUGAUGUCAUUAGAUUUGAUGUUCAGAAAGAUGUGAAGUAUUUCACUCAGCUCUGGGAGGGAAACCCACCCAUGGCACCACCAAACCCAAAGUACUGUGAGAACAUUCAAGAAUUAAAGGAAACUAUUAAAACUCAUGCCUCAGAAUCACAUGGAAUUACACUGAAAGAAUUCAAAGAUCAUAUUAUAGCUCUCUGGGAGGCCUUACUGAAUGAAGGAUUUGUCUUCGGCUUCAGAAAUACUCUUGAGAUUUCAGUCUACAGGAAACUGGAGACAGAAUACAGCAAGUGGUCCUGGAGUCUUCGCAGUUCCAUGAUGGAAACUGAGAACAAACUACAUAACAAAAUAGAAAAUGGAACAAUUCAUGAGGUUGAUGAAACUGAUCUUCAAAGAGAACUAAAUAAUACAAGUGAAGAAGUUGAAAAAUUAAUGUCUGAAUUCUUUGAGAAAAGCACAUAUGCAGAUAUACUGAUUCAGUGGAAAACAUCAUUUGAAAUCAAAAUCAAAGAGCUUCAGGCAAAGGUUGUGAGAGAAACAAAGAGAAAACUAAAUGAGAUUCUUCAACAGCGAGACCUGAUGAAAAACAUUGAUGCUCAGAGAAACCAACUUGAAAGCACUCUCUAUGAAAAGAGCAAAGAACUUGGUUUAAAACUCAAAGACAAAGCAAAAGAUGAAAAAACACUGAAGAAAGAGUUUGACUCGUUCUGGAAACAGUGUGUGAAUAAGAUUAUCACAGACAGUCCUGCAAUCAAAGACAUUGACAUAAUGAGGGAUGUGAGAAAAGUCCUCACUGAUAUCUAUGAAAGUGCUCCUGUUGGUCACUGGAAGGGCAGCAGAGAUAUUUUCACUGUGGCGAGUUAUUCAGAUUAUGUUAUUUUCAAAAAUUCCACAAAAAAAGGGAAUAAAUGGUCUUUUAAGACUUCUCGCAAAGCAGGAUCUACUCAAACUUUAUCUCAAGAAGAAGAAAGCAAAAUACAAUCAUUAGUAACAGAUGUUAUUCAGCAGACAGACACAAUGAUUAAGUCAUUUAACAUUUCAAAGAUGGGCUACAACAUUAGCUACAUUCAACAACUCGCAGAUUAUAUCAUUGCUACAGAGCAUAAGGAAAGAAUAGAUAAAUAUGGGUUAAAGAAUGAAUUCUUCAUGGAUUUGGUUUAUUCCAUCUGUAAGAGAGCAAACAAUAUGAUCACUGACCAACACAAACUGUACAGAGAUGCUAAUGAUCCUGUAAGAUAUAUUAAUAAGAAAAGAGAAGAGUACUAUAGUGUUUUCCAGAAAUACUGCAGAAAAGUCACAUCAGCUGUUAUUUUUGGUGAGAUCAUCUGUCAGAAACUCAAAGAGCCCAUUGAGCAGAGUGUCUACAAGAAGACUGCCAGAGAUUUGGCAGAUGAAAUGAGAUCAAACUGUGAAUCACUGAAUGGAAACAGAUCAAAUAUGGAGAAACACAUCCUGAAGACACUGAUUGAAAAGCAGGAUUUUGACAAAUACAUGAACUACAUUAAAACACCUAGAAAUCACUUUAAGAGUUUCAUCAGAGAAGAAGUCAGUCGGUACAUCACUGAUAAGUUCAGUGUCAGUGUUUUACCCAAGAUGAAGGAGAACAUUAAACUUCUGCAGCAGAUGAUCACGAAAGCAGCUCAUGAAUCUACUGAACAUGUUGAAGUGAACAGUGGAGAUGUUGGUUUGUGGUUGAAGAGAUUCACACAGCAGCUCUCAGACGAGCUGAUCUUCUCUGAAAAAGACCUCAGUGGAGUCAAACAAGAUGAUGUUGAUGAUUUCAAUCUCCUGGAAGAUGUGAUAACACAAGAACUCUCAGCUAUAAUAUCUGAGGUCAGCAAAGGAGUCAACACAAAGACUUUUCCAGCAAAUCUGGAUUAUAAAUUCAGACCAGAUGAGCUUCUGAUUGAUCUCUUCUGUCAGUGCUGUUGGGUUCAGUGUCCAUUCUGUGCAGCCAUCUGCACAAACACCAUAGAAAACCAUCAUGGAGAUCACAGUGUUUCUUUCCAUCGUAAUACUGGACUGAAUGGGUGGUCUUACAAUAGAACAACAAAUUUGUGUAUUAACAUCUGCACAUCAUCAGUAGCAAGUGAUGGAUGUUUUUUUCCCAAUGACUCAGAUGAUACAGUCCCCUGGAAAAAAUACAGAAAAGCAGGAGGAGUUUAUGCAAAGUGGAGCAUCACCCCUAAUCAAUCAGAACUGCCCUACUGGAAGUGGUUUGUGUGCGAAUUCCAAAAAGAUCUGGAAAAAUACUACAAAAAAACAUUUAAGGGGAGUGGAAAGAUACCAGAUGAAUGGAGAAAAUACACAAAACAGGAAGCUACUGAGAGUUUGGAUAAAUAUAUUUAA
Molecule: messenger RNA, 4659 nt
Organism: Labeo rohita (rohu)
Lineage: Eukaryota; Metazoa; Chordata; Actinopteri; Cypriniformes; Cyprinidae
Product: interferon-induced very large GTPase 1
Exons: 1
Coding region: 1-4659 (1552 amino acids)
Molecular function (GO): GTP binding
Source: RefSeq, a predicted model, not a curated record